GAUUUUACGACAGUCUGUCGUGCGAUAUACCGUACACGUACACUUAAGCUUUUGAGAGCAAGCUGAGUGAACUCGUGUGCUGUUGAGUAAAGGCUGCAGUGGAUUUUUUCACGUUGUACUGCUUUUAGUCUGUUAUUUCCUGGUCAUUAGACAUGUUUAAAAAAUUUGAUGAAAAAGAAAGUGUAUCAAACUGCAUACAGCUUAAAACAUCAAUAAUCAAAGGCAUUAAAAAUCAGCUCAUUGAUCAGUUUCCAGAUAUUGAGUCAUGGCUCAGCCAGAUUAUGCCAAAGAAAGACCCAGUUAAAAUCGUCAAAUGCCAUGAACAUGUUGAAAUUCUUACAGUAAAUGGAGAGUUGUUAUUCUUCAGGCAAAGAGAAGGACCUUUUUACCCAACCCUGAGGUUACUUCACAAAUAUCCUUUUAUUCUUCCACAUCAGCAAGUAGAUAAAGGUGCCAUAAAGUUUGUUCUUAGUGGAGCUAAUAUAAUGUGUCCUGGCUUGACAUCUCCUGGAGCCAAACUCUAUCCAUGUGAAGCUGAAAAAGUAGUUGCAGUGAUGGCAGAAGGUAAACAGCAUGCUCUCUGUGUGGGAGUUAUGAAGAUGUCUGCACAAGAUAUUGAGAAGGUUAACAAAGGAAUUGGCAUUGAAAAUAUUCAUUAUCUAAAUGAUGGACUCUGGCACAUGAAGACAUACAAGUGAAUGAACCACCAUGUAGAACUACUUUACAGGACUUUGGACCACUUGUGGUUAGAACUAGCAGAUACCACAGGAGCACACCAGUUAUUUAUCAUGGUUGCUUCUUUUUUUACAUCGUGAGACCGAUGAGUAAAAAUGUUUCAAAUGUAGAGUAAAUAAAUUAUUGCAAUUUGAUUAAUUUGUUGCUGUAGCUACAUAUCACUUCUCCGUGUUUACAGUAAGACUACAAUAAAUUGUACUUACAGUGCAUGUUAUUUUA
Messenger RNA from Protopterus annectens (West African lungfish), 954 nucleotides. RefSeq names its product MCTS1 re-initiation and release factor (gene MCTS1). Bases 153 to 698 code for a protein of 181 amino acids. The record is from RefSeq and is a predicted model, not a curated record. The transcript has 6 exons. Gene Ontology annotation, molecular function: RNA binding. Lineage: Eukaryota; Metazoa; Chordata; Ceratodontiformes; Protopteridae. Gene Ontology annotation, biological process: formation of translation preinitiation complex.